Diospyros lotus (date-plum) is the source of this 1933-nucleotide messenger RNA. Its product is annotated as heavy metal-associated isoprenylated plant protein 1. NCBI's taxonomy places the organism in Eukaryota, Viridiplantae, Streptophyta, Magnoliopsida, Ericales, Ebenaceae. The coding region runs from base 1258 to 1587 and encodes 109 amino acids. The transcript has 5 exons. The record is from RefSeq and is a predicted model, not a curated record. Gene Ontology annotation, molecular function: metal ion binding.
UUGAGGAACAGGCAAUGGUGGGGCUGCCAAGUGAGUGAAAUUGAAUGAACGAAGCAUCUUCCUCAACUCCACAUAAGACUAAGACCUUUGCCAAUGCUAGCUGCUUUUUAACAUUCAUUUCCCAUAUCCCCAAUCCAGCAAAUGAAGCAUCUUCAAAAGAUGGGAUUGCCCUUUCGAGUUAGCAGCUUCUGUUUGUAGAUCCUUUUCAUGAUCGUCUUCUCUCCAUUGCCCUGUCUGGAAGGUCAGACUCACACAGCAACUUUGCUGGAGUAUAUGUAGGCACCAAUUGGUUAGUUGAGCUGCAGAGCAAAUCCAUGGCUGAUGCCUGUCAGACUAAGGAAGAAGAUGGCACAAUUGGAUUCAGAAAGUCGAAAAACGCAUCCCUGACUAGGACUACCCUCGCCUCUGUUGAGUCCUUAACUGUCCCAAUGGUCCAGGAAGUUGUUCUGUUGGCCGAUUUUCAGUGCGCGGGGUGCCAGAAAAGGGUAGCCGACAUAAUUUCUAGGAUGAACGGGGAGACAGAGUCGGUGGUGGUGAGUGUGAUGGAGAAGAAGGUGACAGUCACUUGUGGCUAUCCCAGCGUUCGCAAAGUACCCGGGAGGCAAGUUGCUACAAUAAGCAAGAUGAACAAAAUUUCAGUCAUCACACGAUUGUUUCGCUCUUCCUUCAGUCGAUCAUAAAUCAGAACGAACCCAAAAAAAAAAAUAUACAAGCUGUAUUUGUCAGUAGAGAGCAAAGCGUUUGUACGUGUAAAUAUCGCCUUGAGUAAUGAACACGCAUAUUCUCUCUCUCUUUCGUGCCUGAUUCACCUUAGUAAGUUUAGAUCUGCUUCAUAAAUUCUGAAUCUUAAUGACUUGUUUAACAUGGUGAUCGGUUCUCAUUUUCGUCUCCUAGUGCUUGGAUACCCGAAUUGGGGAACUUCUUUUCUUCAUUAGGAGGUUUAUAGAGAGAGAGAGAGAGAUUUGCAGGGAUCCCUUACUUAUUUGUGAAACAUGAACAUUAUGUAAACAAGAGAGUCCAACCAUGAAGCUUUGAAGAGAAGAAAUAGAUACCUCACCUCAUCGGCAUGCUACAACAAACAAGUCAAGCAGUGAAAGCAUAACGUUAACUUGGCAGAAUCAGACUCCAAAAUGGAGGAGAAGAAUCCCCUUUGACAAAUCCUUACUUUUAAGACACUCAACUAGCCUAUGAUCGAUCUUAUAUAUCCUCGAAAUGAAUCAAUGGUUUAAUCUAAAAAUCUGAUCGAAUCUCAGCUUAAUGUCCGAAUUCUUGAUAAAGUACUGCUGCAUGGUGAUGAGGAUUAAUGUCGACUGCAGUGGCUGCUGCAGGAAACUUCAACGAAUCAUUCUCAACACGAAGGAAAUAGAGAUGCACUCGAUAGAGAAACAGCACCGCAGGGUGUCAGUCUGUGGGAGAUUUCGAGCAUCUGAUGUGGCUAUAAGGAUCAGGAAGAAGAUGAACCGACGAGUCGAAAUUCUGGAAAUUCAAGAGCUUGAAGCCAUGAAUGUCAAUGCAGAGCAAACACCAGAGACUACAGAAGAGGUCUUCCAACAGUCUGCAUGCCAAGUCUUUCAAGAGCGUGGCUGAUGAAAACUUUGAAAAAAAGAGGGUCUUUGGCAUCACAGGAGACUACAGUUAAUUUGGAGAAACAGAUCUUAUAUUUAGCAUCAAAAUGAUGGUCCAUAGCUGGUAACUAAGAAUGUUAGAUGGAUAUAAUAUGUAAAUUUAAAAAAAAAAGUAUAUAUAUAUAUAUUUUUUUGUUUCUUCUUCACCCUUUUGUUAAUAAGCAAAAUGGUUGUUUUUUUACUCCCAUUUGUACAAAACUCCACUAAAAUACCAAAAAUCCCAAAUGGUAUCAUGUGGAAGGUCGGGAUAUCAUUACGAUCACCCGAUGACAUAUACUAGGGGACUAUUAUUAUCUCCCGAAAAUCAU